GGUUUUUCGAGACAGGGUUUCUCUGUGUAGCUUUGCGCCUUUUCCUGGAACUCACUUGGUAGCCCAGGCUGGCCUCGAACUCACAGAGAUCCACCUGGCUCUGCCUCCCGAGUGCUGGGAUUAAAGGCGUGCGCCACCACCGCCCAGCACUUGGGAUUUUUUUUAAAGGUAAAAUUCAAGCAAUGUGGACCUAAUCCUUUGAAGUAUCACAACUCCACAACAUUUGGUAGACCUACAAUGUGUUCAGCCAUCACCACAGUUUCAGAACAUUUUUAUCACCCCAAAGAUACACCACAUGCCGGCGAACAGUCGCUCCUUAAUUCCCUCAUCUUCCCAGUCUCCUGGUAGCUUCCAGUGGAGCUUUUGCCCUUGUGGAUUCACCCAUCCUGGGUAUUUCAUGUCGAUGGAACCAUACAGUAUGUGUCCUUUGUGUCUGGGUUAUUUCACUCAGCGUAGCAUUUUUAAGACUGUAGCAUAGGUCAGAAUUUUCUUUUUAUAGCUGAAAUACAUCCCAUUAUAGAGAUAAACCACACCGGUGGCCUUUUGAGCGGCUUCCACCUUUCAGCCAUUGAGAAUUGCGCUGCUCUGAACACGUGUGUACUAGCUUUUGUUUGAACACCUGUUUCUAAUUCUUUGGAGACUAUACCUAGGGGUGGAAUUGCUGGCUCAGAUGGUGAAUCUAUGUUUGACUUAUGGAGGAGUCACUCGAUUGUCUGCUGUAGCAGCUGUACCAUUCUAUACCACCCUCAGCAGUGCACAGAGCUCCGAUUUCUUCUUGUCCUCACCAACACUUGUUAUUUUGCAUGUUAUUGCUCAAAUCCACUCAAGUUAGCAUGAAGCCGUGUCUGAUCCGAGGCUGAUGAGUCUUCCAAACAAUUGUGAGGGUGAUAAUGGUAUUGGUGUCCUGUUUUGGCAUAGGUGGACUGAAAGGGCCCGAAUUCUGGGGAGACUUCCUCACACUUACGGUUCUGAAAACUCUGGUGCAGAGGACACACACAGCCGGCCUCGGGGGAAGACAAAAUCAGCCUAGGUAAGCUAAAGGACAGAGGUGUAAACAGGGGCCACAGCGGACACUUUAGAAGGAGAAAGAGGAAGGACUGAGAGUGAGGGCAGAGGUGUAAACAAGGCGAGUUUUGGUUGGAACUUUUCUGCUACUAGUGUUAAAUAAACCAAACACAAACUCACUUUGGUUCGAUGUGCAGGCUAAAUCACGCUACAGCAAAGGCCAGAGAAUAGAAUAUGCAUGUCGCUGGCUUGUUCUGGAAUUUCUUUGGCAAUCAUAACCACCACCCUGCUGAGCACUUUCAUGCAUGGGCUCCUGUAAUCCCACAACAACCCUCCAACGGAGGUACGGUCACUGCUUCGCUUUAAAGAAUAGGAAACGGAGUCACAGAGAGAGGUCACGGGUCUUGCCCAAAAUCUUCCCACCAGGAAAUGGCUCUGGGCCAGGACAGUGUGCAGCCAUGCCCUGUGUGCAGCCAUGCCCUGUGUGCGGCCAUGCCCUGUGUGCGGCCAUGCCCGGUGCGCGGCCAUGCCCGGUGCAGCCAUGCCCUGUGUGCAGCCAUGCCCGGUGCAGCCGUGGCACUCAGCUGGAAGUUAGCGUUUCUCUGCCGAGACGUGGCAUAACGGGCUCCUAGAGUAGACGUCUUCUAGUGCAGGUCUUGCUCAAUGCGUACUUCUGCCCUGUCAGCCAUGCCACUCAGGAUGAGGCUGAGACAAGCAUCUCAGCACGAUGGAACUGCUGUCUGUGGCCAGGCUCAAGCCAGACUAGGUGAUCCAACAACAGGGAGACAGCAAAUGUGGAUUUCUUCUUUGUUUUGUUUUGUUUUUGGCAGAGUUUCUUUGUGUAGUCUUGACUGUCCUGGAACUAGUUCUGUAGAUCAGGCUGGCCUUGAACUCACAGAGAUCCACUCCCGAGUGUUGGGAUUAAUGGUGCGUGCCACCACCACCUGGCCCUCUUAAAAAAAAGCUUACUUUGUUAUUAUCUGUACGUGUAUGAGUGCUUUGCCUGCAUAUGUGUCUGUGUACCAUGUGUGUGCCUGGUGCCCAAGGAGACCAGAGGAGGGCUUUGUAUUCCCUGGAAAUAGAGUUACAGACAGUUGUGAGCCACCAUGUAGGUUUUGGAAAUUGAACUUGGGUUCUUGCAAGAGCAGCAAGUGCUCUUAUGCACUGGCCAUCUCUGCACCCCAAAUGUGAAUUUCUGAAUGAGCAGAGCUUGGUGAGCCUCUCAGUCUCUCUGAACUCAGUUCCCAUCUGGAAACAGAACACACAUCUACACCAGGUGCCUGUGAGUGGACCCAGCAUACAUGACCUUCAGGCAGCCUCCUUCUCUUUGGCCUCCCACUGUAUCUUGGGAUAACUGGCCUGCUGUACAUGAAGGUAUAUUGGGAACUUGCUUUCUGCAGCUCAUCACUCAGCCAGGAGAACAGCAGCAGGAUGGCCCUGCAGCCCCAGUGGCAUCCUUCCUGACUCCUCCCUAGGAGGUGCAGCAGGUACCCAAAAGAUGAAGCAGGCUCCUCCUGUCAUGAAUUAGAAUGUGGGCGGCAGAUGCCCUGCCUAAGGUUUGGACCGGUGUCCUGAAAGGCAGGUCUCUAGAAAAAGGCUACCUACCAGACAGCAGGCAGAGGUAAAGAAAAACCAGUGGCUGGUUGUGGUGCACCUAGGGUGAGUGUGUUUUGUGCAUCUAGUUCGACCACUACUGCUAUCAUCAUGCGCCCUGCUCCCCCAACUUUGAUUACUUAUUCGUUUGUUUAACUUUAGAGGUUCAUUGUGUCGCCAUGGCUGGCCGAAAGCUUGCAGCAACCUCCUUGCCUUCGGUGCACACCACAGCUGGCUCUCAGUUUUGAUUUCUGACAGGAUUUCAUUCCCGCUGGUCACCUCUGCCUUAGGAUGUGUAGAGUAGGUGGGCACAUUAGGUGAGAUGACUUGGCAGAUGCGAGGAGGUCUCCAAGCUGGCAACUUCUCCGAUCCUCAGCCCUCUUCUCCUCCAGUCGCGGUUCUUAGGGGUCUUCUUCAUGGGGUGCAGCAGCAAGGGACUUUACCAAGGCCUACCAAGCCUGUUAAGUCGCAGCACCGCCUCUGAUCUACAUGACUCCUAACAUCUGCGUGCUCCUGCACCCGCACCGGAGAGGGAGACUCUCCUGCUGGCUGAGUUCACAUGCCCGAUCUUUCCAGCAGGUCGACCCCGAAAGCCCGGCCUUGGGCCCCACCUGUCCGCUCCUCGCAGAGGCCCCCUUGAGCCGCUACUACCGGCCCCUCGGCGCGGAGCCCUGUGUCCGCCGCCGCUUUGAUCCCGGGGGCCCGGCUGGAUAAAAGUCUCGGGCGGCUCUACGCCAGCGCCAGAGAGGGAGCGCAGCGCAGUUGGGCGCACCAGCGGGAUAGCGCAGCUCGAGCAACUACGAGGACCUACGGUGGCCACAGGACGGAGUGACAUUGCCAUGGGCGGAGAGGUGCGCGUGCUGCUCCUGCUGGGCCUGCUGCACUGGGUUGGGGGCAGCGAGGGCAGAAAGACCUGGCGGCGCCGUGGCCAGCAACCUCCCCAGCCGCCGCCCCCGCCGCCGCCCCCGCAGCGGGCUGAGGUGGCGCCCGGCGCCGGGCAGCCGGUGGAGAGCUUCCCGCUGGACUUCACGGCCGUGGAGGGCAACAUGGACAGCUUUAUGGCGCAAGUCAAGAGCCUGGCACAGUCCCUGUACCCCUGCUCUGCACAGCAGCUCAACGAGGACCUGCGCCUUCACCUCCUACUGAACACGUCGGUGACCUGCAAUGACGGCAGCCCCGCCGGCUACUACUUGAAGGAGUCCAAGGGCAGUCGGCGGUGGUUACUCUUUCUGGAAGGCGGCUGGUAUUGCUUCAACCGAGAGAACUGCGACUCCAGAUACAGCACCAUGCGGCGUCUCAUGAGCUCCAAAGAUUGGCCACACACGCGCACAGGUACUGGGAUUCUAUCCUCCCAGCCAGAGGAGAACCCUCACUGGUGGAAUGCCAAUAUGGUCUUCAUCCCCUACUGCUCCAGUGACGUUUGGAGUGGGGCUUCACCCAAGUCUGAGAAGAAUGAGUAUGCCUUCAUGGGUUCCCUCAUCAUCCAGGAGGUGGUGCGGGAGCUCCUGGGCAAAGGGCUGAGUGGGGCUAAGGUGCUGCUGUUGGCUGGGAGCAGCGCUGGGGGCACCGGGGUGCUGUUGAAUGUAGACCGCGUGGCUGAGCUGCUGGAGGAGUUGGGCUACCCGUCCAUCCAGGUGCGGGGCCUGGCUGACUCAGGCUGGUUCCUGGACAACAAACAGUAUCGCCGAUCAGACUGCAUUGAUACUAUCAACUGUGCACCCACAGAGGCCAUCCGCCGCGGCAUCAGGUACUGGAAUGGGAUGGUACCAGAGCGCUGUCAGCGCCAGUUCAAGGAAGGCGAGGAAUGGAAUUGCUUCUUCGGCUACAAAGUAUACCCGACUCUGCGCUGUCCAGUGUUCGUGGUACAGUGGCUUUUUGAUGAGGCCCAGCUGACCGUGGAUAAUGUGCAUCUCACUGGGCAGCCGGUUCAGGAGGGCCAGUGGCUAUACAUCCAGAAUCUGGGCCGAGAACUGCGUGGCACACUCAAGGAUGUACAGGCCAGCUUCGCCCCCGCCUGCCUCUCACAUGAGAUCAUCAUUCGGAGCUAUUGGACGGAUGUCCAGGUGAAGGGGACCUCAUUGCCCCGGGCACUGCACUGCUGGGACCGAAGCUUCCAUGACAGCCAUAAGGCCAGCAAAACCCCCGUGAAGGGCUGCCCUUUCCACCUGGUGGACAGUUGCCCCUGGCCCCACUGCAAUCCCUCAUGCCCUACCAUCAGGGACCAGUUUACAGGGCAAGAGAUGAACGUGGCCCAGUUCCUUAUGCACAUGGGCUUCGAUGUGCAGACGGUGGCCCAGCAGCAGGGGAUGGAGCCCAGCAAGCUGCUAGGGAUGUUGAGCAGUGGAAACUAGACUGUCUGGAGGAGGAGGAGUACGGGGGCUGUCCCAGGGUAACUCACCUCUACUUCCAGGCCCUCUGCCACGCCCAGGACCCACCUGGGUGUGGAUGCCUGACUGCCUGUAUUCUCCCUCUGCCCUCAGGAGGCCUGGCCAGAGGAGCGGUCUUCUCUGAGCCCUGCCACAACUUGGGGACCCUUCCCACCCCACGUCUAUUUCCCUAGCCCCCAGCCCACUUUGGGGAGGGAGCCAGGGCAAAGCAAGCACUGGAUUCCUGAGCCCAUCAGCUCAGACAGUCCCUCCUACCCCCAACUGAUCAUGCUCUUUUGUAUUAUUUUAUAAAAUGACUUUUUUAUUGCUUUAAUUUUUUAAAAAAUGGAAAUUAAGAAAUAUAUGAUGGAUGAUAUUGUUUUGUAACAUAUUUUUCUUAAUAAUUAAAUAAAAAAAAAUAACAGAAGUCA
This is a messenger RNA of Peromyscus californicus insignis, 5395 nucleotides long. RefSeq names its product notum, palmitoleoyl-protein carboxylesterase (gene Notum). The record is from RefSeq and is a predicted model, not a curated record. The coding region runs from base 3438 to 4949 and encodes 503 amino acids. The transcript is spliced from 12 exons. NCBI's taxonomy places the organism in Eukaryota, Metazoa, Chordata, Mammalia, Rodentia, Cricetidae. Gene Ontology annotation, molecular function: hydrolase activity.